This is a messenger RNA of Papaver somniferum (opium poppy), 1711 nucleotides long. Its product is annotated as mRNA-decapping enzyme-like protein. Gene Ontology annotation, molecular function: enzyme activator activity; mRNA binding. The record is from RefSeq and is a predicted model, not a curated record. Bases 118 to 1221 code for a protein of 367 amino acids. Gene Ontology annotation, cellular component: P-body. The transcript is spliced from 8 exons. NCBI's taxonomy places the organism in Eukaryota, Viridiplantae, Streptophyta, Magnoliopsida, Ranunculales, Papaveraceae. Gene Ontology annotation, biological process: deadenylation-dependent decapping of nuclear-transcribed mRNA; positive regulation of catalytic activity; deadenylation-independent decapping of nuclear-transcribed mRNA.
UACAAUAAAUAGAUCGAUCAUCAGUUCUCUUCUCUCUUUCUCGGAGAGAGUGUAUAUGAAUGUCUGUAAAUCUUUGAAAUUGGAACUAGGGUUUUCACAGAAUCGAAGAAGAAGAAGAUGACACAGAAUACUGGGAAAUUAACCCCAAAUCUAGAUAAAGAAAGUACAAAGAUCCUUAAUCUUACUGUUCUGCAAAGGAUCGAUCCUAAUAUUGAAGAGAUUUUGAUUACUGCUGCUCAUGUCACUUUCUAUGAAUUCGACGUUCAGCGUAAUGAAUGGAGCCGUAAAGAUGUCGAAGGAUCUCUUUUCGUUGUUAAGAGGAAUACUCAACCUCGAUUCCAAUUCAUAGUCAUGAAUCGGAGAAAUACAGACAAUCUUGUAGAAGACCUGUUGGGAGAUUUUGAGUUCGAAAUCCAGCUUCCUUAUCUGUUAUAUCGUAAUUCAGCUCAAGAAGUUACUGGUAUUUGGUUUUUUGAUGCGCGAGAAUGUGAAGAUGUUGCGAAUCUGUUCAAUAGGAUACUCAGUGCAUACGCCAAGGUUUCCCCAAAGCCUAAAGUCUCUCCAACGAAAAAUGAGUUCGAGGCAUUGGAACCUGUCCCAAACAUGGCUGUGAUGGGGGGCCCACUCGAGCCAUCGCUUUCAACUGUAUCUAGAGAUGUUCCCGCUGAUUGUUCUUUAGCGAACCUUUUCAGUGGGGCUAGGAAUAUGGGAAAUGCUUCUAAGGCAGCAAAGCAAGAACAGCACCACCCGUCUCCUACAACAAUCCCUGCAUCAUCUCAUGCACCGUCUGGUCUCUUAACCUCCCAAAUGGCAAUGCUGCAAAUGCCAUCCGCUCCUCCAUCAACUUCAUCUACUCCAUUAAUCCACAUGUUUGAAACUCCUGGAACCAGCAACAAUAGUAACCGUGUGACCAACCUUCUCAACCCUUCUGCGUUUUCUGCACCUACUUCUUCCCCAUCUGCACUGUUGAUGCCACCAGUGUCCUCUUCUGCUGUUGCAACUGCUCCUAUUCAUCACUCACCAGUCAAUUUUCAACAGCUGCAUGGGGCUCCUUUCCUUCAACCAUUCACACAACCAACUCCAUCUCCUUUUUUCACACCUACUCCAAUCUCAGAUCCUGGGGCAGUUGUCACCAGAGACAGAGUCCGUCAAGCACUCGUGAAGCUUGCUCAGAACAAUCAAUUCAUCGACAUGUUCUGUGAAGAGCUACUGAAGGCAUGAACCAUUCAAGGACAUGUUCUGUGAAGAGCUACUGAAGGCAUGAACCAUUCAAGGAGACGAGAAAGCUACCGUAGAACUGAAUUGUGUCGGAUGCAGUAAAAGAAGAAUCAUGCAUCCAUUCUUCAACCAGGGUUUGUAUAGUUCUUUAGAUUUCGAUGACCACCUUUCCGUUUCUUUGUGUUUCUUUUUUCUUCGUUUUGGUUUACCUUCAAGAUAAAUGUAGUCUGUUAUUAUGUGAGAUAAGAUGUGUAGUCAUAUUUGGUUGUAAUCUAAUCAGCUUCCAUACACCAUUAGUUCAGUCAGUAGUGAUUAGUGUUAUGUCCGCCCAUUUGGGUUUGUAAUCAGAUUUCUCUUUGCGAAAAUAAGUUUGUUAUGUCAAACUACAUUUCGGUUAAAUUUGUAAGCAGAACAAAAAAGAGACUUACAAUCAGCAACAAAGUUGAACCUGUCAAACUACAUUUGGGUUUGUAAUCAGAUUUCUCUUCCGACU